Messenger RNA from Pungitius pungitius (ninespine stickleback), 3106 nucleotides. It is a transcript of the gene cldn2, whose product is annotated as claudin 2. Gene Ontology annotation, biological process: bicellular tight junction assembly; cell adhesion. NCBI's taxonomy places the organism in Eukaryota, Metazoa, Chordata, Actinopteri, Perciformes, Gasterosteidae. The coding region runs from base 1116 to 2117 and encodes 333 amino acids. The record is from RefSeq and is a predicted model, not a curated record. The transcript has 2 exons. Gene Ontology annotation, molecular function: structural molecule activity. Gene Ontology annotation, cellular component: plasma membrane; bicellular tight junction.
CGUCAAGCAAUAGGACACCUGAAUGUUUUCUGCUAAAUUACAUGUUUUUUUUUUCACUCAAUUACAGUGUACAGAAAAUUAAGAGCUUCAACGAUUGGGAUUCUGCUGAACGUUGCAACACCUGUUUGAAGGAAUGAUUAACGAGGCUGGUAAUGAUAUGUGUGUGUGUGUGUGUGUGUGUGUGUGCAUGGCAGGAGGUGAAGGUCAGGAUCACAGAGACUCGACACUUUAACGAAGGCAACAGAUUGUCCGACGGAGGAAGAGAGACAAUGUUACGAAGCAGCGUCCAUCGUCCUGGCUUAUUGUUUCUUUAAGGGACAGGAAGUGUCUCAAACUGCGAGGACCGCACUUCUCCGGCUGCCGUGGUCCGAUGCGGCCAGCAGAGUAACAGUGCUGGUUUGGAAGCAGAGCCACUUGGUUUCAGGUCUGAGGGAGCAGGAGCAGCGAAUUUGCAUCUACACCGCGUUCUUCGUCCUCCGCCUCCUCCUCGUCCUCCGCCACGGCUGCAACUUCAGCUCCUGCAGCAAAGGAACACCGUCGAAUCCUCAACGGGUCCGCCGUCUGGCUCCCCCAAAAUCUGCAGUAUUCUCAGUUUGAUUUGUCAUAACAAGAACUGUUUGGACAGAGGUUUGGACUUUACCACGUCGAUCCAGCCAGUUUCCAGACACAGGUGAAGCGUCACACAUCCCAAACUGUAAUUACCAGCAGACGACGCAUCAGCCUGCCAGCUGUAAAUAAUAAUUUUGUGAUGAGAGAUAACAGGGAUUUCUCCCUCUUAAUGAAAACAAUUAUAACAGCAGACCGGUACUGAAAUAGCUGAAAGACACCUACAAACGUCUCCCCAUCAACACUAACACUGUUUAGUUAUUUUAUUAAAAAGCAGCUUGUGUUUGGCUGUUUGUGUGUGAUUUAACUUGUUAAAACUCUACAGUGAAACAGUGAAAUGUACCAAAAGUUGAACUUUUUGUUCAUGAAAUACAGUUCUGGGGGACCAUCCCAUAAUCAUUACAAUUGAAUUAAUCAUAGAUCUCAUGAAUGAAAUGGUUAAAAAAAAGUCGUAUCGAAGUAAAAUAUUGGUUAGCAAAUUUGGGAGCAAAUAGCUUAGUGCGCUAACAAUGCUAACAGCCAGUAGCGUCUUCAGGUUAGCUCUCACGAAGCAACGCUUGAAUGAACUUCAGACAGAAAUGGAAACGUUUCAGAGACUCGAGUCGACUUAUUCGUCAGAAAAAGAGAAAAACGGUGACGGAUUUGCUGUCUGGGGGGGGCGGGGCUCCUCCAUCACAGUUGUCGCCAUGGCGUCGGCCGCUCUGGAGCUGAUGGGCUUCUUCCUGGGCCUGCUGGGAAUGCUGGGCACCGUGGUGGCCACCGUGCUCCCGUACUGGCGGAUCUCCGCCCACAUCGGCUCCAACAUCGUGACGGCGGUGGCCAACAUGAGGGGCCUGUGGAUGGAGUGCGUCUACCAGAGCACGGGGGCCUUCCAAUGCGAGACCUACAACUCCAUGCUGGCCCUGUCCCCCGACCUGCAGGCCUCCCGGGCCCUCAUGGUCAUCUCCAUCGUGCUGUCCGUGCUCGCCAUCGCCAUCGCGGCCCUGGGGAUGCAGUGCACGCUCUGCCUGGAGGGCGCCGGCGCGGCCAAGAGCCGCGUGGCCGGCGCCAGCGGGGGUCUGUUCCUCGCCGCGGGCUUCCUGUCGCUCAUACCGGUGUCGUGGACGACGCACGAGGUGGUGCAGACCUUCUACCGGCCGGACUUGCCGUCCAGCAUGAAGUUCGAGCUGGGCGAGUGUCUGUACGUCGGCCUGGCGUCCUCGCUCGUCACCAUGCUGGGGGGCGGGAUGCUGAGCGCGUCUUGCUGCGAGGAGCAGGACGGCGGCCGCGGGAGGCGGCGCGCCGGAGGCUACCCGUACCCGGCGGGCGUCGGCGUGCCGGGAGCCGCGGGGCCGCGGACGACCUCGCAGACUUACCACAACCCCAGCCUGCAAGCGGGGGGCGCCACCGCGGCCUCCAGGGGGCAGGCGAUGGUCCGCAGCACCAGCCACAGCUCCCAGUCCACCGCACACGGAGUCCAGGGAGCCAAGAAGCCCGCCGCGGCAGGAUAUGACAUCACGGGUUACGUCUGAGGUCACCAUCACUCCAUCACACCUUCAAACGCCUCACAGCUCACAUGUGUUUGUCCUCGGUUCUGAUCAGGACUUCAGUGGUUUUAAAGUAUGAUCUCUGGUGGGUUUAAGCCUCUUCUAAAGUCUGGUUUAAUAAAGUGACAGAUCACAAGGGACCCUUUGACAGAGUUUUCUCUCUACAUCUUCUGGUCACAUGACACACUUUUUCUCUCUGUUAAGUGGAAAAGUGGAAAAGUUAUACUGUCAGGCGCAUGUGUUGAAAAGACAGAGCGACCCUUUGAUUAUGUUGCAUUGACUGUUUUUAUUGAUUGACCCAUGCAGGCAUUGAUCAUUUUGUUAAGAGAAGAAAAUGCUAAAAACGAUGCUGUCUGUGAAGUUGAAUUGAUCCUGGAAACAUGCAAUUAAUUGAUUUGGUCGUUUCUAGUCUCGAACGGUUUCGUCAGUUUUAAUCCAGAAAAGAUUUGAUCCGUCAGUUGAUGUUUUAGCAACUAAACCCUAAAUCCAGCACAUUGACAAUAAUAUUUACCAGAGGAUUGUUCUCACGUGACUAAAAAUUACAAAUUUGAUGAUGGAAAAAUCCCACAAAACUUGCAACAUUUUCACAGACUUACUGGUGACUUGAGAACAUGUUGGUCCUGUUAUGCUGUAACCCAAAUCAAAAUGUUCUUUUCUACCUGAUUACAACUAAAAAAAAACUAUCAAUAGCGUUUUUCCAGCUUAUGAAUUGUGUGCCUUAUUAUUUUCAUUGCAGUGUGAACAUGUUCUUUCAUUUGGUUUGACAGUUAAAUAUAUUCAGGUUGAAACUUGAAUGCUGUUUGCUGAAUCUGCAGCAUCAGCAGGGGGGGGGGGGGUUUCUUCCCUCCUCUGGACGAAUAUUUAUACACAUUAGUGUGAAGAUCCCUUUUUUUAUUAACCAGUCUGAACAUCAAUCCACCUCCAAUCCGCCAUAUCGCAGGGUCUCAGUUGAUUUACAUUUUCUACAGAUUUAU